GUCGCAGGGGCCAGCCGAGGUAAACACCAUGCUGUCAAACUAAAAUAAAAAACAUCAAGCGCGUUGUCGUGUUUUUCGCACAUGUCGGAAUUUUUAUUGGUUUUCGUUGAAUUUAAAGUUUAAUAUCGUUAAUUUACUAUUCAUAUAAGCAGUACAGUCAUGACUUGUGUCGGCAAGGAGCACAGCUACCUCAUUUACCGCGGAAGCAAUUUCCUCAAGCAGCGACUGAUCCUGUCGACGCUGAGUGGCAAACCGGUGGAAAUCCGCGACAUCCGACUGCAGGACGAUGAAAGCCCCGGCCUGAGGGAGUACGAAACUGACCUGCUGAAGUUGCUGGACAAGGUGACCAACGGAACGCGUGUCAAGGUGGAUCGAACCGGGGGCUCGUUCAGCUACCAGCCCGGGCUGCUGCAGGGAGGUGCAUUCCAGCACGAUUGUUGCACCGAACGGGGGAUUGGCUAUUAUUUGGACGUGCUGGUGGCGUUGGGGCCGUUCUGCAAGCUUCCACUGGAUGUCACACUGACCGGAGUGACGAAUAGCGCCGAGAGCCCCUCGGUGGAUCACAUCAAGGCGUCGGCUUUCGCCGCGUUGAAGCGGUUUUUGUUGGUGGAUGAAGGGCUGGAGUUGACCAUUCGGAAACGCGGGAUCAUGCCCGGGGGAGGCGGAGAAGUGCAUUUUAAGUGCCCGGUGAGGAAGACUUUGAAAGCCAUUCAGUGCACGAAGCAGACCAUGGUCAAGCGGAUCCGGGGUACGGCCUACUGUUGCAAGGUUUCUCCAGCGAUGGCCAAUCGAGCGGUGGAAUCGGCCAAGGGAGUCAUGCUGAAUUUUCUGCCGGAUGUGUACAUCAAUACGGAUCAGCACAAGGGCAAGCGAUCGGGAAACAGUCCUGGCUACGGAGUCAAUUUGGUGGCAGAAACGACAGAUGGGAGCAAAUUCUCCGCAGAAGCCACUUCCAAAACACUGGAAGACGGUGGAAAUCCUUCGAUUCCGGAAGAUGUGGGGAAAGAAGCGGCCAUGAAGUUGUUGGAUGAAAUCUACCGCGGUGGAUGCGUGGAUUCGGCGUUUCAGUGGCUGGUUGCCCUAUACAUGGCCCUGGGGCAGAAGGAUGUGUCCAAGUUUCUGAUUGGACCGUUGUCGCAGUACUCGAUUUAUUUCCUGCAACAUUUGAGGGAGUUUUUCGGGAUCACGUUCAAGCUGGAGAAUGCCUCCGGAGAGGAAGGCGACGAGGAUGAGAUGGACGACGACGAGAUGGCAGGUUCGAACAAGGUGAUGAUUACCUGCGUGGGGAUCGGGUACAGUAAUUACAGCAAAAAGGUUAUUUAGAAUUAGAAUGUUAAGUUUAAUAAAGAUUUUUCAAAGAGAUACAAACUAGCAAAUUUUACUGAGAGAAUCAAAAGGGUUUAAUAAGAUUUAUUGAAUGAA
This is a messenger RNA of Aedes albopictus (Asian tiger mosquito), 1422 nucleotides long. It is a transcript of the gene Rtc1, whose product is annotated as probable RNA 3'-terminal phosphate cyclase-like protein. The coding region runs from base 160 to 1323 and encodes 387 amino acids. Gene Ontology annotation, molecular function: RNA endonuclease activity. The transcript has 2 exons. Gene Ontology annotation, biological process: ribosome biogenesis; endonucleolytic cleavage of tricistronic rRNA transcript (SSU-rRNA, 5.8S rRNA, LSU-rRNA). Gene Ontology annotation, cellular component: nucleolus. The record is from RefSeq and is a predicted model, not a curated record. Lineage: Eukaryota; Metazoa; Arthropoda; Insecta; Diptera; Culicidae.